AUCAGUGCAGGGCUGUGAGGACAGAGAGCCGGUAUAGGAAACAGCAGACAUCCGAGCUCCAGGGACCAGGGAGGAGAUCACAGCUGGACCACAGAGAACACGGGCUGUACAGGGAGCAGCAUCUCCGGGGACUCUGCUUCUGGAUACACAGGGAGUAAUUGGGGAUAUUUAGAGGGACACCCUCUAUUGCAGUGUACCAGUAUUACAAUGCUGUGGAUAGUGCUGCUCUUGUCUUGUGGGGUCCCUGCUGCUUUGCUCCCCUCACCCCGAUGCCCUUCACGCUGUGACCCAUCCUCAUGUCCGCCAGCACCCACAAACUGCCCAUCUGGAGAGACUUCUCUGCGCUGUGGCUGCUGCACAGUGUGCGCUGCUGAUGAAGGGGAGAGAUGCGGGGAAGGACCUGCGGACCCUAUUUGUGCCUCUUCCCUAAGCUGUGUGAAGAGUGCAUUCGGGGGUGCCCGAACCUGUCAGUGCUCAUCGCCCCAGCCCAUCUGUGGAAGUGAUGGCAAGACAUACAGCAGCCUCUGCAAGCUGCGGGCGGAGAGCAAAACCGUGCAGAGUCAGGGUUACGCAGCCAUCAUCCCCAUCCAGAGGGGAGACUGCCAGCAGGGACAGAAGGACCCGGACAGUCCUCGCCAUAAAUACAACUUUAUUGCUGAUGUGGUGGAGAAGAUUGCACCAGCUGUUGUGCACAUUGAGCUGUUUCGCAUGUUCUCUUUCUUUGGAAAACGGGAAAUUCCCGCAGCCAGUGGCUCUGGUUUCAUUGUCUCAGAAGACGGCUUGAUUCUUACCAAUGCUCACGUGGUCACAAACAAGCAAAGAUUAAAAGUGGAGCGCAGUGACGGGUCCACGUAUGAUGCUAAAAUCAUAGAUGUGGAUGAAAAAGCAGACAUUGCCUUAAUCAAAAUCAAACCAAAGGGAAAGAUGCCUGUUCUGCUCUUGGGCCGGUCUGAAGACCUGCGUCCCGGAGAGUUUGUCGUCGCCAUUGGAAGUCCAUUCUCACUUCAGAAUACAGUCACAACAGGUAUCGUGAGCACUGCACAACGUGGUGGGAAGGAACUGGGCCUGAAAAACUCUGACAUGGAGUACAUACAGACAGACGCCAUCAUUAAUUAUGGAAACUCAGGAGGACCACUUGUGAAUUUGGACGGUGAAGUGAUCGGGAUAAACACUCUAAAGGUUACUGCUGGCAUCUCCUUUGCUAUUCCAUCAGAUAAAAUCCGCAAGUUCCUUGCUGAGUCACACAGCAGACAGUCCGCAGGCCAGGGAAUUAAGAAGAAAAGGUACUUGGGAAUAAGGAUGCUGUCACUCAGUCCAGGCAAAGUGAAAGAACUGAGGGAACAAUUAAAGGAUUUCCCUGAUGUGACCUCUGGAGCUUUUAUAGUAGAAGUGCUUCCAGAUACACCAGCAGAAGAGGCUGGUCUGAAGGAAAGUGACGUCAUAAUCAGCAUCGGCAGUCAGACUGUGACUUCCAGCAGUGAUGUCAGUGAAGCCAUUAAGCAGGAAGGACCACUACGUUUGGUCGUACGCCGCGGGAAUGAGGAUAUUGCCAUCACAGUGACACCAAAAGAAAUUGAUUUAUAAUGGAAGGAAUGAGCUGGUUUCAUAGAUCUUCCAUGCUACAGAUCCAAACAAUGACUCUGCACUUGUGAGGACACUGUGUAUAAGCACUGAAAGUUAGUGACCCCUCCUCAUCCAAGAAGACCCCUUUAGCUUUUUUAUUACAGAACCCUCUGUCUGUGCAUCUGCACAAUCCCACCACUGGUAUGCACCCUUCUCAGAUUAACAUGCUGGUUUAUGUGUCUUAACUGGAGGAGAAGUAGGAGUGGUACAGUAAUAAAGACCCAAGUGGUCCGACAAUUAUAUUUUAAA
Bufo bufo (common toad) is the source of this 1872-nucleotide messenger RNA. It is a transcript of the gene HTRA1, whose product is annotated as HtrA serine peptidase 1. Lineage: Eukaryota; Metazoa; Chordata; Amphibia; Anura; Bufonidae. Gene Ontology annotation, cellular component: extracellular region. The record is from RefSeq and is a predicted model, not a curated record. Bases 208 to 1584 code for a protein of 458 amino acids. Gene Ontology annotation, biological process: programmed cell death; positive regulation of apoptotic process; proteolysis. The transcript is spliced from 10 exons. Gene Ontology annotation, molecular function: serine-type endopeptidase activity; protein binding.